Molecule: messenger RNA, 12485 nt
Organism: Coregonus sp. 'balchen'
Lineage: Eukaryota; Metazoa; Chordata; Actinopteri; Salmoniformes; Salmonidae
Source: the annotation of a GenBank genome assembly
UCAGUUACAGAAUGAGACUCGGAAGCUAGCGAACAUCCGUAUUGUCUCUCGUGCUGUGAGCUAGCGAGCGGAAGAGUCCGUCUCUUAUCGGUAUAAAAACAUCGUCGAUUCUUAAACACGUUGCGGCGACACAGAUCUGUCGACAUUCAGAAACGACGCAUAUUUGAUUCAUCAUCUAACGGGAAGGAAACGGGGUUGAGUGGAGACUAAAAUGGAAAAGCAGUCUGUUGGCGGUGGAGAUAGCCCUGUGCAGCCGGGAGUACCGAAUCGAAACAACAAGCCUCGAACGCUGGCCAACUCUGGAUCGAGACAGACUAGCGUGGAGACAUUGGACAGGUGAAUAUAUAGCGUUUCCUGCUCUCGCUACAAACUGUUACAAUGUGACUAGCUACACUGUUAUGAUGACGAUUUUGCACUGGACAGUAGGAAUGGAAGCGCGAAUUUCGCUUCCGUAGGCUGCAGUUGUUAGACACUUGCUUGUCAUGUUUUUACAAAACGUUUAGAAUGUUACUACAGCGUUAGUUAUGAUGUUUGUGUAUUGGCUCUUGGGCGGUGUCGUGUAUAGGCCUAUCGUUGUAGAAAAGUGACUUGCUCGUUCCUAGGCAAUAGCCUGCCUGCAUGCAUUUAGGGACUUGUUUGACAUAUGUUGUUGUUAGAAUUAUUUUCAACGAGUUUAACGUUUGAACUUCAAAGGGUUGCAUUGUGCUGUAACAUGUAGGCUAUACAAGCAGUCAAUUCAUAGUAAGCUACUGUGUCUCUUGUGUAUUUCGGUAUUCGGCAAUGAGAGCGCCAGAUGGGCGUAGGGAUCUGUGCAAGUGAUGGGUCGUUCGCGAACCGCUCUUUUUGAACGGAUCAUUUUGGUGAACGUUGGGAACCGAAUCUCAUCGGUGAAAGAGUCGUUCAUUUAGCUCCCUGAUUUGCAUACUCCUACUAUUGGUUUUUGAGCUCAAAACGUUUUUCUACACAUAAGUUACGAAAUAUUGAGGGUGAAUCCUCACUGCAUAAACAAUAAAUAGUGGUGAGAGCGCGUCAAUCUGGUCCACGCUCAUUUUUGCAAUGCAUUUUAAAAACGUAAUAUUCCAUAUUUGGCCAGGUAAAAAUGUAUUUGCAUGCGCAUUUCACGACCUGACAUAAUGUUAGACUUUUGGGCUUUACUUUGGAGAUUAGUAAACAUUUUUCAUGGUUCUAGGUCGUUUUUUAAGCUUUUUAAAUAAAGAGCCGUUUGGGAGCCAAAUGACCGGCUCUUUUACCUGAACGGAGCCAAAUGUGCCGGCUCACCGAAAAGACUCGGAAUGCCCAUCACUAAUCUGUGCCAAGUGAACACGCCCCUGUUAUAAAGCAGUGGCUUUUCACAGCAGGAAUCAGCCUAACCGCAACCUAUUUUAGCCCAGAUGUUGCAGACAUAGGCUUUUUUAUUGUGAUGUAGCCUACUACUGUGCGUGACUGACUGUCUUGCUCUAUGGUAUCUCGUAAACAUUGCUCUCUUUCUCCCUCCCUUGAACCCACUAUUGAACCCUCUGUCCCCCUCUGUCUGUCUCUCUGUUUUUAUCUGUGUCCCCUGGUCCCUCUCUCCUUUGAACUCUCUCUUUCUGUAUAUCCCCAUAUACCUUCAUCUGUUUGUCUCUCUCUCCCUCUCUCUUUCUGUAUAUCCCCCAUAUACCUUCGUCUGUCUCUCUCUCUCCCCUUUCUCUCACCCUCCCCACAACCACCCCCCUCUCCCUCCUCCCUCCAUCCCUCGUCCAGUCCUACAGGUUCUCAUGUAGAGUGGUGUAAGCAGCUGAUAGCAGCCACCAUCUCCAGCCAGAUAUCAUCCAUAACCCCAGACACUGCAUCCAGAGACUGCAAGGUGGGGGAAACACACGUGGUUGGUCACACACACACACACAUGGUCGCACGCACAAGCACUGACACGGUCGCACGCAGAAGCACUGAUGCACACACACACACACACACACACACACAUUUGCUGUUUGUAAUAGCAGGCUUAUGACAACACAUAAGGGCGGCAGGUAGCUUAGUGGUUAAGAGCGUUGUGCCAGUAACCGAAAGGUCGCUGGUUCUAAUCCCCGAGCCGACUAGGUGAAAAAUCUGUCGAUGUGCCCUUGAGCAAGGCACUUAACCCUAAUUGCUCCUGUAAGUCGCUCUGGAUAAGAGCGUCUGCUAAAUGACAAAAAAAAAAAAAAAAACACAUGCACACACAAUAAGAGGUUUAGACACACACAUCAUAACCUGUGUUUUCUGACUGACAGGUUGGGAGAAGGACAGAUCUCCCAAGGGUAAGGUUAACCAUAGCCGCAGCAGUGUUGCCUGUGGGUGUGCUUACAUGCUCCAUGUACCCUGUGUAGAGAGUGAUUUAGGUAGUCUUCCUAUGCUGAGUCUUUUCUACAGCAACUGACUCAGUCAUGCAUUGUCAUUCUUCUUGCAAAGGCUACAGUCAAUCUUUUGUCUGUCUCUCUCUCUGCACCCUUCAGAAAGCAUAAUUUUAGUAUUUUUCUGAAUUGAUGUUCUAGCUUUUGUAUUCAGCUUGUCAAUGCUUCACUAACCGUCUGUUGCAGCUUUACCUUCUGGUGAUACACCACUGUUCAGGGGGCUUCUAGGCAUUUCCUUUAGCUCUGUGUGUGUUUGAGUGUUAACCCGGAGAGUGUGUGUGUGUGUAGUAACCCAGUGUGUGUGUGUGGUUAUCUGUAACCCACAGGUGUCCAAGAGGCCUGUUCUCAGGGUAAGAUUUAAAGACUGGUGGAUUCCACCCAACAGCCUUUUUAACAUUCAUAGGCUAUCUUAGUACUUGACAACCUGUCAAAGAGUGUGUAGAGUACAGUGCAAUUUGUUUCUUUGUGAUUACCUACAUAUCGUUUAUUUGUGAUGUUCUAUUUUUAUGGUUGUCAGCUCAUUCUUUGUGGGCUGUGUGGUAGUUUGUAGGAGCUGCCAUGCUAUUUCUACUGUUUGUACGUGUAUCUAUUACUUUCAAAGCUAAAGAUGCUGCUGUCUACAGCCUUCAAGGCCAGCGUUUCCCAAACCAGGGGUCGCGACCCCAUGUGGGCUCGCCUGAUUUGAAAAUGGGGUCGCGAGAGAAACUCCGAAAUAUUGUAUUUAUUUUUAUAAUUGUGCUUGGUUCAUAGAACCCAGGUUACGUCAGUAGCCUCUGGUAGCCGCUAGAUGCGGUUCCUACAAAUGUGGCUCUAUCUUUUGAAGCUACAAACUAUUAUGACCCCAUUACUGGAAGAUAAGACUCUCAGGAACACGUAUUUGUCUGUUUCCAACUACAAUGCCCACAAGCCGUGCAGGACUCAUUAGAACAGGGUGGACAAAAUCAGGCACUGAAUCAGACUGGGGGAAAAUAACAGAAUCACUAACCAGGUUUCCAUCCAACCUUUUUAUUAGAGUAAAGUACAUGUCGGAUAAAACAUGUCACGACAGGCCUGAAGGAAACAGCAAAUUUGUCUUAACUUUCCAAAUGUCAACAAAAUCUUUUUGUGUCGGUAAAAUGCAUUAUGUGUGGAAUCGCCUUUAUGCGCAAAUAUUGAUGUAAUAACCAUCAUAUCGAAGUGAACUUGGAGUCACACGAUAAUGUGUUGUGUGGUCCUCCCACUACGACUCGUGAAAGCAUGCAGUUUAUUAGGCUGCAGAUUAAAUAAAUUACAGGAUGAUGAACUGCACAGGGUGGUGAAAGUGCACAGUGAUGAGCUUGAUGAUCCUUUCCAAUAAAUAGAGAGGGUUUUAUUCUGGUGAUAUGAUGAUCGAUGCUUGACUGCCGUUUAACAAAUCAAAAUAAUCUCGCUCUUUUGUCCAUAAUAAUCUCAUCAUGUAGUAGGCUUUACCUGCACUGUAUCUGCGAGCAAUUGGCUAGAUUGCACGUGACAAGACCAGAGUGGACACACUCGCUAUAUAACGCAGCAAUUUGUGUAACAAAACCAUCAGUAGAAUUGAGAAUGUGAUGGAAACCCAUUAAAAAUAUAUAUAUAUAUAUAUAUUCGGUACAUUGGAAUUUAACUGCCUAAGGUAUUUUUAUGUGCACUACGUCAUCACGCACAGGCUUUUUAUCACUACAUUUAGAUGUUUCAUCAGUUUGAUGGAAACACCUCUCUGGUGGGAAAAUUGUUUUAUUGUUUUAUGCUGAUUUUAGAAUAUUCGCAUUAAAAUCUGUCGCCAAUUGGGUGGAAACCAGGCUAAUGAUGAUGUUAUUUUAUACACAGAAGUUCAGAAGAUCAUCAGUCUAACUUUUUAUGAAUUUCCCAAUACCUUUCUGAUGCAUUUCAGUCAUUUCAAACUUCCUUCAUAUUGAAAUACUGUCAAAAGUACUGUCAGACUGAUUUGUAAUAGACUGUCAUAGCCCCAAUUUUGUAAAAAAAUAAACACUGGCCGUUGAUUACAUCACUUUUUUUCCAUAGUGGGGUCGCGGACCAAAAACGUUUGAACCCCUGCUGUAGCCUCUCUGUAACGUUAUGCAGCUUUGCACCCUUCUUCACUUCCUGUUAGAGCUCUACUGAUUCUAACUUUUCUAAUUUCACCACAGAGCUUCACCCACUUAAUGCUCACAUCCGGUCUCUGUGACCUUUUAGACCUCAAAGACCCUUUUAUCAACUCUUCUGCAUUCUUUCUUUCUUUCUUUCUUUCUUUCUUUCUCUCACGUUCUCUCUCUCAUUUUCUCUUUCCUCAUUCUCUCUCUUGUUCUCUCACGAUAACUUGCAACUGUAAGAUAAUUACCUUUCCUUCACUCUCUUUCUCUCUGCUUCCACGCUUGCCUUGCCUCCCCCCUUGGUCCAGGACUUUAUGGAAAGGGAACAUUGUUACCAAGACGAUAGUGACUCUGAGCUUCCCCCCCACGCUUUGGCAAGUUUCGCUCUCUGUCCCUCCCUCCCUCCAUCCCUCUCUCCUGCCCCUUCUGCCUUCUCUGUUCCUCCUCUACUGCUGCCUCUUUCCCCUUCUCUAUUCCACUGUCGCUUUCGCUCUCUCUUCUAUCUCCCCCCCCCCCCCCCCUCUCUCUCCAUUCCUUCUCUUCCACCUGCUCCCUUCGUUUCAUUCUCCUUCUGCCUCCCGCUCUCUUUGGCUUUCCCCCUGUGUAGCUAUAGCUCAGGCAGUGACAAAUGGUUCCGCUUAGAACCAGAGGUUCUGUUUGAAAGAGUUCUAGAUCUCUGAGAUGGUUCUGACAGUUCCGUGUUGUGGUUCUAUGUUCUAGGCUCUCAGAGACGGAACCAAGCAGGUCCAGAUGGAUGAGGUUCCACUGGUUCCGGGAGAGACCAUCAAGGCUGUGGGUGGGCAUCAAUACUGUGUCUCUGUCUUCUCUGUCUCUCUCUCACGCUCUCUCACAUUCUCUCUCUCUCUCGAAUCCAGCUACUUUUCACUAUGCCUCUCCCUCUCUCCCUCUAGAUCUUUUUUUCUGCAUUUGGACUUCUUUUCCCAUUUUUCUCUACCUUUCUGUUUUCCUCUCUCUUGUCUUCAGCCUAGUAUGAGAGGAGCUCUAGUUGUUGAUAUGUUUCUGUUUGUUUUUUGUUGUUGUUGUUUGUCCCAUCAGCCAAGGAUGUGAUGUACAUAUGUCCCUUCACUGGCUUAGUGACAGGAACCCUCACCAGCACCGACUAUAAACUAUACUUUAUCAGCCUAGAGAGGGUAAGAGUACCCACAUGCACACUCAAGUUUGACUCAAGCUUGACCCUUGUUUGUUCACCCAACUCUUUAUUGAAAACUUUUAUAUGUAAACUUCCCCAUCCUGUCCCCGUCCCAUUCUUUUCCCAGGAUACUCCGUUCAUCCUGGAUGUGAACCUGGGCGCGAUCAGUCGCCUAGAGACCAUCAGUGUCCAGAGUCAUGAAGAUAACACACAGGGCAUGGAGAUAGUCUGUAAGGUAAGAGAGAAUACAACCCAGGAGUUACACAAAUGUAGUGUUCUCUGUUAAAAUGCAUGUGCUUACCCACAGCUUUACGAAUUUUGUACGAGUUGAAGGAAGGAUUGUUGGAAGAUCUGAUUUCAUUUGUAUUCAUAGCUUUUACUUAUAAAAACUCUCUCUCUUCCUAUCUCUCGCUCCCUUUCUCUCUCUCUCCCCUUCCUCUCUCUCCCUCCCUCCCUCCAUCAGGACAUGCGUAGUCCAAGGUUUGCCUAUAAGAAGGACGCCAGCCAACCAGAAAUAGUGGAGGUUCUAACCAAACACACCUUCCCCCUAUCAAAUGACCUGGUAAGACCUGUCAAUCAACCAAUACAGGGCGGGAGUUAAGGAUCCUAACAUUCUGAUAGGUGCUGGCAUGUAACUCAAUAUGGAUUGAGAUCUUAGUUAAAAUCCUUGCUUGUUGAUUUGUUGAGACCUGUCACUUACUCUCCCUGGCCUAUCCCUUUGCAGCCCCUGUUUGCCUUCCUGUAUAAGGAGGAGUUUCCUGUGGAUGGAUGGAAGGUGUAUGAUCCUAUAUCUGAGUACAAGAGACAGGUAACCAUGGCUGAUAUUAGCUAAGGGAAGAGAUGACAUAAGAAAUAAUAUUCCUGAUUUUCCAACAUUAGAAAACCAGGAAUUUCAGUGUAAUUGGAGAAAUCCAGUCUUAGUAAUUAGGAGAAAUCUCUUGAUUGAUUUGCUUUGAGUCUUGAAGUCCCUUGAAAUGUUUAAUGUAAGACUAACUUAUAUGUAAGGGAUAAACGCAGACGUUCUGUACAUUACCUUGGAAGUAAUGGACGACUAAAGCACACAUUUACCGGAAGAAAUAACAUGUUUUCAAUUAUAUUUUCAUUUUGAUAUGUGAAUCCAUAUUUUCUCAUUUUCCCACUAAAUCUGGUUGUUAGUUCUAUCUCCAGGGACGCGACCCAUUCAUUCUUUUUAUUCAGUUGCCAUGCUGUCUGGCAACGUUCUUAUCCCUUGCUUGCUAGCUACGGCUAAUACAGUCACGUCAACCUCUGCAGCCAGAAUAACAGCAAAGUAGCUGUAUUUGUGUUUGUUUAAGCUGUUUUCUAGUGGCAUUGAGUUGGAUACAUGAUGAUGCACAAUUUUUCCUGGCAUAGAAAAGUUUGCCUUCUCGUUAGGAUACUGUUCAUUACGAGGAUAUCAUUUGCAUAUCAAACACUAGGCUAGAAGCUAGCUAAAUAGCUUGUUGCUAGGAAAUAUGCCAAUAUGACAACCGAAUUCAACAAUAUAAUUUGCUGAAAACCGCUAGUCAAACUACAAAUAUGUGGGAGGAUUUGACAGCAUAGCGGCUCUUGCGUCAUGACUGCAACAUUGAAGGACCGGAGAAAUUCAUGUUCAUCCCAUCACUCGCCACGUUAGGUCAUCAGAUGUCUCUGCAAAAACAAAUGAAUGCUAGCUAGCUAACUACGUUUUUCCUCAUUGGACCUGCAUUUACAAUGUAUCCAAUAUCAGUUUGUAUGGUUGUUGGUUUAGCUUUCUGUAACUUUGUAGCAAGUAUGGUCUGCGUGUGCAGUGUAUCUGUCUUAGAGACAUCCAACUGUCCUGUAUAUCUGUUUUUAAUGCCUAUUUUCAAAUGCCCUUCUUGCCAAUCAGAAAAUAGUAUUAAACAAUGCUGUGUUAUAAGAACUGAUAAAGGAACUGUUCUUCACUACAUUUAGCAGUUCUUAUAUUCCUGCUCUCCCCACGCCAGCGUCUUCCCAACGAGAGUUGGACCAUCAGUAAGAUUAACAGUAGUUAUGAGGUGUGUGACACCUACCCUGCCCUGCUGGUCAUCCCCACUAGCAUCAAGGACGACGACCUCAAACGAGUUGUGGCCUUCAGGGCCAGGCACCGCAUACCGGUAUGUCUGGGGAUGAGUGUGUGUGGGGGUGGUAUAUAAAAAAAAAAAAGAGAUGUGUGUGUUUUACCUGUUGGUGCUAGUUUUGUGAAUACUGUGUACAUGUUAAAAUGUGCUAAAUUUGAGAGUUACCUGGAAAGUUUCUUCAAAAUUAUGACGAAAGUGACCUUGUACCCCACUAUGUGUUACCAUAAAUCCACUGAGAGAGCCAGGCCACUAUAGUCCUUAGCAGCCAGCUAACUCUCUCCUUCCUUUCUCUCUCUUCCUCUUGCGCGUUCUCUCUCUCGCCUUCCUCUUCUCUAGGUAUUGUCAUGGAUCCACCCGGAGAGCCAGGCCACUAUAGUCCGUAGCAGUCAGCCUUUAGUGGGCCCGUCUGACCGGCGCUGUAAGGAGGACGAGCGGUACCUCCAGACCAUCAUGGAUGCCAACGCUCAGUCUCACAAACUCACCAUCUUCGACGCCCGACAGAGCAGCGUGGCAGACAACAACAAGGUGAUCUAUUACAGUUUCUUACCAUUUAAGACAGUUGUAGUCAACUGGAGACCGUGAUGGAAGCAUUGGUGUUCAAGCUAAGUUUGACUAGAAUCUCAGCUAUGUUCUCUACAUCUAUAUCACUAUGUGUUUUAUGGUGACAGUAAAUUGAUGGUAUGGUAAACGUCUGGUAUGUACAGUAUUUGAGCAUUUUUGUGAAUGUCCUGUAAGUUGUGUCUGCCUGUUUGAGGUUACUCCAUGUCACACCACCAGCUCUCCAAGGGUUAUUUAUAACUGAAUGCCUGUUUCCAUCUCUUCCUCUCUUUCUGCUGCAUUCCUCUCUUCUGUCUCCUAUCCUCUCCCUUUUUCAUUUUAAUUUUUUCUCUUCUCACUUUUCUUUACUCCCUUAUUUUUUUCCCUUCUGUUCCUCUUUUGCCACUCUACUCAUUUCCUUUCCAUCCCCCUCCCUCCCUCUCUCUCUCCCUCUCUCCCUCUCUCCCUCUCUCCCUCCCCUCCCUCUCUCCCUCUCUCUCUCCCUCCCUCUCUCCCUCCCUCUCUCCCAGGCUAAGGAUGGUGGUUAUGAGAGUGAGAGUUUCUAUCCCAACGUAGAACUCAACUUCCUGGAGAUCCCCAACAUCCACGUGAUGAGAGAGUCACUGAGGAAACUAAAAGAAGUGGUCUACCCUACUAUAGAUGAGGCUCACUGGCACUCUGCAGUCGACCAGACACACUGGCUAGAGUACAUACGGGUGAGGACUCUUUCUCUCUCUCUCUUUUGCUCACGCGCAUAUACACACGCAUACACACACACACACUGGCUCAAGUAAGUGAGGGAGAGAGACGGAUACACACACAACACAUUUUCACAAGUCCUUACAUAUCCUCUCCCCUCUAGGUCCUCUUAGCGGGUGCGGUGCGUAUAGCUGACAAGCUGGAGUCUGGUAAAACCUCUGUGGUGGUCCACUGUAGUGAUGGGUGGGACCGGACGGCCCAGCUCACCUCUCUGGCCAUGCUGAUGCUGGACAGCCACUACCGCACCCUCAGGGGCUUCCAGGUGAGUAGGAGGGAUGGCGGGAGGAAGGAAGGGGGGAAGGGGAGAGGAAGAGAGUGGGAUAGCAGAGGAAGAGAGUGGGAUAGCAGACUGUGGUGUGUGAGGAAGGGAAACCUUUGUCUCUGUCGUCAAUUGUAUAAAUAAAGUAUAAGAGGUGUGUCUUCUCAGGUACUGCUGGAGAAGGAGUGGAUCAGCUUCGGACACAAGUUCGCCGCGGUGAGAGGAGUGUGCGUGUGUGUCUGCAUGGUUUCUUGUGUGUUUUCUUAAAGGUGUGUGAGGGGAUCUUUGUGCGUGCAUGUGUUUAAUAACCUGUGGGUAUGUUUCUCAGCGUGUGGGUCAUGGGGAUGAGAACCAUGCCAACUCGGAGAGAUCACCUCUCUUCAUCCAAUUUAUAGACUGUGUCUGGCAGAUGACCCGACAGGUGAGUGUUACACACACACACACAUAGAGACGCACGCACAGACAGACAGACGCACACACGCAGUACAUGCAUGUAGACACACAUCUGGUGAGAUUUCCCUGCUACACACACAUACAGGUAAUCGUGUAAUAAUUGUGUAGUUAUACUCAAUCUGUCUUUCUGUCUCUUUAUUUCUUCUAAGUUCCCUGCAGCGUUUGAGUUCAAUGAGUUGUUCCUAAUCACCAUUCUGGACCACCUCUACAGCUGUCUCUUUGGUACGUUCCUCUACGACAGCGAACAGGAGAGAGUCGCCAAUGUAAGUAUAAUUUCUUCACCGGCGGGGGUGGGAGACUGAGAGUUACAGUUCUCAACUGGUCUCUUAUGGUAAAGCUAUCUAUAGAAUGUUGAUUGACUCAUGCCCAUCUCUCUCUCUCCUUCUUCUUCUUCUUCACAGGAAGUCCAGACUAAGACAGUCUCUUUAUGGUCCUAUAUCAACAGUCAGCCAGAGGACUUCACCAACCCAUUCUAUGUAGACUAUAAGCACCACGUCCUGUAUCCUCUGGCUAGUGUUAGACACCUGGAGCUGUGGACCGGGUAUUACGUACGAUGGAACCCCCGUAUGAGGCCACAGGUGGGGGUGGUAGUGUGCUUGUUGAAGAGAGAAGGAAGGAAGGAAAUAAAUAAAAAGUGUGUGGGGGGGUGGGGAGUCCGAAAUCUGGCUUGCCUACUACUUACAUAAACUGCUUACUAUGUACUAAUCGUACUACAUACUAUUUAGAACUUACUGUUUAGAAAAACUAAUCUCCCUUGGUCAGAUUCUGCGUGUAGACCGAAGUAUCUGCCGGGAAUGAAUGGGAUCCGUGAGAUAUGAGCUGCAGUACCUCCGGUCUUUGGGUUUUUGUCACUGGUUAUAUGGACGUAUAAGGAUUGGGCGAAGGCGGUGCUUAAACCUUCGCUUCGAGUGCUUUGUACGUGUGCCAAGAGUGAUCGGAAGGGGAAGGCUUUGGCUGAGAGUUUUCUUUUGCAAGGGUGGGGACUUUGCAAACUGCUGAAACUCUCAAUAUCUAGCACAUAUAGACCCAAAAGUUAACCACGCAGCUGACCAAAAUAUGCAAGAUUUUACUUCUGAGUUAACUGACAUUAAGUCAAAAUGAAUGCAGUAAGCAACAAAUAUCAGCAUACUAGGCUCAUCCUACUGCGUCAUCUAAUGCUCAAUUAGUGUUGAUUCCAUCCAUUCGUUCAUUUUGGUAUAGAGCGUCCCCUCAGCUGAUUAUCAGCUGUUGUCAAACACACGUCUUGAAAGACAAUUAUCUUCCUCAAUAGUGUGCAGCUAGAUGAAAAGCCGAAAUGAGUAUGACUUCCUGGCAUUUAAAGCAUACUUAAUUUUUAGAACUUUCACAUACAGUACUAUUUAGAACGCAAGUAGUGGUAUUUCGGAAAUGGCCUGUGUGUGUGUGUUAGUUUACGGCUUGAUCUGCGCACACUCGUGUGUGCAUAUAGUGCAUUCGGAAGGUAUUCAGACCCCUUCACUUUUUCCACAUUUUGUUACGUUACAGCCUUAUUCUAAAAUGUAUUAAAUUGUUUUUUCUCCUCAAUCUACACACAAUACCCCAUAAUGACAAAGCGAAAACCGGUUUUUAGAAAUGUUUGCAAAUUUAUUAAAAAUAAAAAACAGAUACCUUAUUUACAUAAGUAUUCAGACCCUUUGCUAUGAGACUCGAAAUUGAGCUCAGGUGCAUCCUGUUUCCAUUGAUCAUCCUUGAUGUUUCUAUAACUUGAUUGGAGUCCCACCUGUGGUAAAUUCAAUUGAUUGGACAUGAUUUGGAAAGGCACACGCCUGUCUAUAGAAGGUCCCACAGUUGACAGUGCAUGUCAGAGCAAAAACCAAGCCAUGAGGUCGAAGGAAUUGUCCGAAGAGCUCCCAAACAGGAUUGUGUCGAGGCACAGAUCUGGGAAAGGGUACCAAAAAAUGUCUGCAACAUUGAAGAUCCCCAAGAACAUGGUGACCAAGAAGCUGAUGGUCACUCUGACAGAGGUCCAGAGUUCCUCUUUGGAUAUGGGAGAAGGACAACCAUCUCUGCAGCACUCCACCAAUCAGGCCUUUUAUGGUAGUGGCCAGACGGAAGCCUCCCAGUCCCUGCCGCUGAAAAACAUCUCCACAGCAUGAUGCUGCCACCACCAUGCGUCACCGUAGGGAUGGUAUUGGCCAGGUGAUGAGCGGUGCCUGGUUUCCUCCAGACGUGACGCUUGGCAUUCAGGCCAAAGAGUUCAAUCUUGUUUCUCAUGGUCUAAGAGUCCUUUAGGUGCCUUUUGGCAAACUCCAAGCGGGCUGUUGUGCCUUUUACUGAGGAGUGGCUUCCGUCUGGCCACUACCAUAAAAGGCACGACAGCCCGCUUGUACAGUACUGAGUAAAGGGUCUGAAUAUUUAUGUAAAUGUAAUAUUUCAGUUUUUGAUGUUUUAAUAAAUUAGCAAAAAUGUCUAAAAACCUGUUUUUGCUUUGUCAUUAUGGGGUCUUGUGUGUAGAUUGAUGAGGGGGGGAAAAACUAUUUAACCAUUUUAGAAUAAGGGUGUAACGUAACGAAAUGUGGAAAAAGUGAAGUGGUCUGAAUACUUUCCAAAUGCAUUGUAUGUGUGUGUACAUCUUUCUAACUAUGUAUCUCUCCCCAUCAGAUGCCAGUGCACCAGAACCUGAAGGAGUUAUUGUUCCUGAAAGCUGAGUUACAGAGGAAGGUUGAGGAGCUACAGAGAGAAGCAUCUUCAUCACACGGCUCUCUUUCCUCUUCAUCAGAACACACAUCAUCACCCUCACACAGCGGGGGCACGCCCCUACACACCACCGUCUGA